Molecule: messenger RNA, 747 nt
Organism: Lachnellula hyalina
Lineage: Eukaryota; Fungi; Ascomycota; Leotiomycetes; Helotiales; Lachnaceae
Exons: 2
Coding region: 1-747 (248 amino acids)
Source: RefSeq, a predicted model, not a curated record
AUGUAUCUCUCCCAAUACCUCUUAGCAUUUGCUCUCUCCCUCGGCACAGUUUCGGCUGUUGAAGGCCUAGGAAAGAGAGCUGCCGUCUUUGAGAGACAACAAACAUGCGUAAUCACAGGAUGGGUUCCAGAAUGCCCGGGCCCCUUGCCAUGUGCUCCCCCGGGAGCAGUCUGUUGCGCCGACUCGACCUUUGAUGUGCCGGGUGGGACUUGUAAGGGCAGCACAGUGGUAAAGACUGUUGGCGGUGGAUCGAUAUCAGCACCACCUUCCACCAUCACCUCACCCCCAUCGACAGCGACGCAGAUGGAGACUUUCACGUACUUCACCUACGAGAUCACAUGGUACUACUGGUACUACUACUUCACCUAUAUCGCUGGAGCGUCGGUCACUGCUUCAUCUCAAAUCAGAACUAUCACCACAGUGUCGGUCCAUGCAACGAACUCAGUGGCAGCUGAUGCGCUCUUCACUUCGUUGAGAAAUACCAUCACUCUCCUGACGCCAACUCAGACGACUACUUCCUUCAGUGGCACGGUGCCUUCUUCAACUAGUCCAGCACCGACCACAUAUCCUGCACCGUCCAAUCCCCCCACACCGUCGUCUAACGGUACCACGACGGCAGUGAAUACAUCUGCAGUACAGUUUACUGGAGCAGGGGUAGGUUUGAGGGCUGGACCUGUGGCCUCUUGGGCCAAAUUGGCUCUGGGUGCCGCCUUUGUCGUACCGGGGCUCUUGAUGAUAUGGCUCUGA